AUGCCCUUCACCCUCGUACUGCCCGAUAACUACCCGUGGGUGGCGCUCGCCGCAUCUUCCACUUUCUGGCUCUGUGCAUACCAGGUCAUCAAUGUCUCCGGAUUCCGCCGCAAGGCCGGGGUGAAGUAUCCCCAGCUAUACGCAGACAAGGCCGAGCAGGAGAAGAGCCUCGAUGCGAUGAAGUUCAACUGUGCCCAGCGGGCGCAUGCCAACACUCUUGAGAACCUUCCCGGUGUUCUCUUCGCGACCAUGCUUUCCGGCGUGUACUUCCCCACUGCGACAGCCGCAACCUGUGGCGUCUGGGUCGUAGGCCGCCUCCUGUACACCAUCGGGUACAGCACCGGGAACCCUGCUAAGCGCAAUGCGUACGGUGGCUGGCUGUCGAGUCUUUCCCUAUUGGGCACGAAAUUGGAUUGGCGCCGCCAUCCUGUGCGAGUCUGGGUUUGGCGCAAGAUGUUGUCAUGGAUUAUGUUUACACCUCGUGAUCGGGUCAUUCAUUUCCGGCUAUAUGAAUGGCGGCAAUUUAAAAGUGCUGUCUGUCCAGUCAUGGCACUCUCCAUAUGCUUGAACAUCGUUCACUUCUAUUUCCAACCCGUUUUGUGA
This is a messenger RNA of Dacryopinax primogenitus, 603 nucleotides long. RefSeq names its product MAPEG-domain-containing protein. The coding region runs from base 1 to 603 and encodes 200 amino acids. The transcript is spliced from 4 exons. Gene Ontology annotation, molecular function: glutathione peroxidase activity; glutathione transferase activity. Gene Ontology annotation, cellular component: endoplasmic reticulum; nuclear envelope; membrane. Lineage: Eukaryota; Fungi; Basidiomycota; Dacrymycetes; Dacrymycetales; Dacrymycetaceae. The record is from RefSeq and is a predicted model, not a curated record.